AUGGAUAGACCAACGACCGGGCAGUCUCGAUUUUCGGGGCUGACGCUAGACACUCAGUUCAGUCGGCAGACAUCGCUGGCACCAAAAGAGCUCGAGGGAAUCUUUACUUUUGAAGGAGUCUCGCACGACUUACUGCUCUCAAAUGGGAAGCUUUAUUGGGAGCCAAUUACGGUUGAUAUUCCAGGAGUGGAGGCACCGAUGGGAGAAAAGUACUGCGUUGAAAUUGAGAAAUUCGUGAUUGGAGUGCGCUUCAGAAAAAUCAAAACUGUUAUUCGAGGACAAGCGCGGUCGAUUGUUACAGGAAGGGCUUUUAUAAACUACUGGUUGAAAUGCGAUAGAGUCGAAAAAGCCAGAUUAGGAUUCAACUUGAGAGUAAUUGCGGACGAUGAAGAGUUCGACUUCACCUUUAACAACGAUACAGAAGAACUUGUUCGAACCUGGGCAAGCGCUAUCCUCAAAAUCAUUCGGAAACGCCCUUUUAUUUCUAAAAAUCAUGCAAAAGUUUUUAUCGAAAAGUCCGACGUAAAAGAUCUUCCAACGAUUCUCAACUAUUUUCAUUCCGCUGGCUUGAAAUACACGAUCUGCAAACUUGCUGACUUCAAAUUUGUACUUCCCUCAGAAACAGCCAUCUUGAUCGGGACGGAUAAAUUUUUGCAGUUUGCCUUUGACUACAGAUGCCCUUUUAUCCACCAUGUGAUCGUAACGAAAAACGACUCGCGACUAUCAUCUGUAUCUUCUAAAAUCCCCAACUCGCCCUACUCAAUCAUCAACCGCGAUGACUUCGUCCCCACUCUCUUCAUUCGCCCUGGAAAAGAAGAAGACAACGAUGAUGUCGCUGCCGUGUACAAGAAUAACGACCAGCUCAAGAUGAUCUACGGCGACUUUUUCUACACUGAAAUGGUUGAAUCAGUUGAUGAGAGACACAAGGUGCUUGUUGCUGAUGUAAAUGAUAUCGCAGUUGGUGCGAUUGCAAUUUCAUCGAAGAUUUCCCUUGAUCAAUUACAAUGUACGCAUCACAUCGGUGGAUUCAAGUAA
Molecule: messenger RNA, 1035 nt
Organism: Oikopleura dioica
Lineage: Eukaryota; Metazoa; Chordata; Appendicularia; Copelata; Oikopleuridae
Source: the annotation of a GenBank genome assembly